AUGAGUGCUGAACAGUCCACUGUAUCAUCAGUCAACAAUACCAAGCAAAAUUUAGGAGAGGGCCUACUAACACCGCUACCUCACGAGAACAUAUCAACACACAGCAAACCUUACAUCGCCCCGUACGCCCUGGCACUCUCGAGAAUCAACGAAUACUGCGAGAAGCCUCCGCCUGCCCACGACCUAUGCUCGAUUACCGGCCGCAUCCGAACGCUUGCCCGUCCGCUGCAACCGCACAAGGUCGGAUCAGCCACCUAUCCCAACUCGCCAACGAUUAGUCCGCGAUACUACCCUUCCUCGCAACCCGCUGCCGAGCUUGCUGAACCCGGGGAGCCUCUGUCGAGCGAGAGUGUCCCGAUCCCGCCCAGCACCCGCCUCCCAACGAACCGAGCUGCAACCGCGAACAUAGCAUCUUCCACCGGUCAAGGCGCUCCUGACGUGACCCAGCCUUCGCGGCAGGUCGCCGGGCUUAGACGACGACGAGCACCCGACGACGAGGGCGACCAUCACGGCACCGAGGAUUCCCGCCCAGGCAGCCCUUCCAAGCGUCGCCGCCAUUCCAAGGAUCGGACAGACGCCAUGCUGGGCGAUGACGAUGUAGCGGUGCCGGCUAAUGGCGACUUUGCGGCGCAUCCCCGACCGCGGGCGACUAAGGGUAUCCUUAACGGCUCCGGGUCAGCAAACACAACGCUGAAUGGCGCCUCCGCCGCCGCCGCCACCAGCUCUAACGGCGUCAGUGGGGGGCUGGAUCGUCACCACAGGCCUAGAAAGUACCACGGUCACGAUGCGGAAGAGGUCACGCGGCUCAUCAUCCAGGCCCUGGAUGACAUGGGGUACACAGAGGCGGCCGCCGACGUCAGCAGAACCAGCGGCUUCCAGCUGGAGAGCCCCACUGUUUCAAACCUCAAGAGCGCCAUUAUGGACGGACUCUGGGAUGAGGCUGACGAGCUGCUGGAAGGUGCGCUGCUGGAAGGUGCCGUAGACACCGAUGGGGCUGGCGGUGACGGGAAUGGACUGGUCCUCGCGAAAGGCGCUGACCGCAAGACGAUGAGGUUCCGCCUCAAGAAGCAGAAAUAUCUCGAGCUUCUCGAAGCUGGAGACACGCCCGGGGCCUUGCAUGUCCUUCGCUCUGAGCUGACACCCUUGUCCAGCAACAUUGCUACUACAAACUUCUUAUCGAGCCUGCUUUUGACCACGUCGGCAGACGAAGUGAAGAGCAGGGCUCAGUGGGACGGUGCUAAGGGCACGUCGCGGAGCGAGCUACUCUCCAACAUUUGCAAAAGCAUAUCUCCUUCCGUGAUGCUACCCGAGGGCCGUCUAGGACAGGUCUUGCAGUCUUUCAAGCGCCAGCAGCUUGAUUCGUGCCUGUUCCACACGGAUCCCAAUACACCAACCCUUUAUCACAACCAUUCCUGCCCACCGGAGCGUUUCCCACGUCACAUUGCUUUGGACUUGCAUGACCUGGACGGUGAAGCCUGGCACGUGAAAUGGUCUCCUGAUGGAAAGUCAUUGGCGGCCUGCGGCCAGCGAAAGGUGGUUGUGUGGGAUCAAGACUUCAAUGCUGUCUUGACCGUGGACACCAGAGACUUUGCUCGAGAGGCAGCGAGAGGCAACGAAGGCGUCGGCAACAUUGCCUGGAGCCCCGACAGCAGUAAGAUAGCCAUUUGCUUACAGGACAAGUACCUGCGUGUCUACAGAUUGGCGGUGAGUCCUGCCUUCGUACUGGCUGGAGUGUGGGAGGCUGACGAGCCGCAGGAUGGCGUUUCCAUCCUCCAGACCAGGAGGUACAAUGAGCCAGUCAGCAGUUGUGUCUGGUCGCUCGAUGGCAAGUCCCUUGUGGUGGGCACUCUGGAUCCCGCCGCUAGUAUCGUUACCGUGGAACUGGAGGGUUCCCGCGAAACCAACUGGAACCGGCGCGACCUUCGCGUCCAAGACAUGUGCGGCUCGCCUGAUGGACGCUGGAUCGUUGCUAUGGAUGACAAGCGCAGCAUACACGUGUUCAACGCCACGACUCGAGAGCAAGACUACCAGCUGGAUCUUAAAGGCCGCCCGGGCUCGGUCUGUGUCUGUGCGGACUCGAGACAUCUCCUGGUGAAUAUGACUGGCGGGGGGGAGGCCCAGCUCAUCGACCUGUACACCAGCACGGUCGUGCAGAAGUACAAAGGACACACGCUCGCCGACGAAUAUAUAGUGCGGUGCACGCUCGGCGGUGCGCACGAGAGUUUCGUCUUGAGCGGUAGCGAGGACGGAUACGUAUACAUCUGGCACAAGGAACUCGGGGAGCUCGUCGAGACCAUUCCUGGCCACGCGAAGCGGAGCAACUCUGUGGCGUGGAAGCCUGACGACCCGAGCAUGUUCGCAUCAUGCAGUGACGACGGGAGGGUCAAGAUGUGA
This is a messenger RNA of Emericellopsis atlantica, 2394 nucleotides long. RefSeq names its product WD40-repeat-containing domain protein. Gene Ontology annotation, biological process: proteasome-mediated ubiquitin-dependent protein catabolic process. Gene Ontology annotation, molecular function: protein binding. Gene Ontology annotation, cellular component: GID complex. NCBI's taxonomy places the organism in Eukaryota, Fungi, Ascomycota, Sordariomycetes, Hypocreales, Bionectriaceae. The record is from RefSeq and is a predicted model, not a curated record. The transcript is spliced from 5 exons. The coding region runs from base 1 to 2394 and encodes 797 amino acids.